GAAGUGAAAAGGGCUUUGAAAUGCUCCACCGCUAAUUGUAUUUGCUUUCUUCUUUUUGUUUAGUCUUUAUCAAAAAUCUUUUGAGGCCAUUUUAGGAUCUCUAGACAUGGAAAAACUAGCCAAAGUUGAAAGCUUUUCUUCACUGGUUUUGUCAAAACCUUCGUUGUCUUUUGUUGCAGCUGUCUUUCUUCUUCCUUCUUUAGUCUUCACUUAUCUGCCAGGCUCUGGCUUUUCUCAUUUUGUAGUCACAGUCACAAUCCCAAUCCUGAUUCUCUCAACUUCUAUCCUUGUCACAUUCACCAAGAAGAAAAAGGAGAUAACCCUUUUGGAGAAUCAAGUUCAAGAUGGAAAAUCCAGAUGGGAUUUAGCAGGAGACCUUGCUGAGAAAAAGGCUGAGAGGAAACAACAAGAAGAAAUACAAAAUGUUGCAGAAGAAAAAGCUGCAAAAGAAAGGGAAGUUGUUGGCCUUACUCGUGAGCCUGCUGGGAUUCUGAUGAAUUCAAGAGAUUCAGUCUCAGAAGGUGAUGAAGAUGAAGAUGAAGAUGGGCUCAUUGAAAUUACCAUUCCAAACUCAAAACCUUCUGAAUUCUUGCCUCAAUCCAUCUUCUAUCAACAAGGACUAAUGGAGCUUUUGGCAGACAUCAAUGGGGUCAAUGAAGAAGAAGAAAACUUGAUAGAAAUUGACAUUUCCAUGGGCUCCAUCAAGUAUUCAAGGUUUGAAAUUGAAGCAUAAAAUCCCCACUCAGAUUUUGUUUGUAUUGUUUUGUAGCAUUUUGUGUGCUUUGUUUUAGAUUCCUUUGUUUCUAAAGUUCACACUAGAUUUUGUCACAAAGAGCACUUUGUGACCAGUUUUCAUUAUUCAAGUGAAUGGCUCUACCCCUGAUAUGGCAUACCGUUAACACCAUGGGCUGCAAACGAGUUGGGUUGACUCAACCAUUAUCGAAUAGAGUUUGAGUUUGAGAGGCUUGA
Messenger RNA from Mangifera indica (mango), 969 nucleotides. RefSeq lists its product as uncharacterized. Bases 107 to 733 code for a protein of 208 amino acids. The transcript has a single exon. The record is from RefSeq and is a predicted model, not a curated record. NCBI's taxonomy places the organism in Eukaryota, Viridiplantae, Streptophyta, Magnoliopsida, Sapindales, Anacardiaceae.